GAGGCUAUUUUUGUUUGAAGCUGAUACUUCUAGCUGAGCCACAAGUACUGCUUGGAAAGGGCUGAGGUUGUUUCCAGGGGGAGAACUCUGCAGAGAAGAGGCAAAGUUCAACAGGACCACGGAAGGCAGCUGAAAACAGGCAGGAAAAACAAGAGCCCUCACAUUCGCGUCCUCUCCCAGAGUUCUCUGAUCCUCCCGGAAUUCUGCAAAGUACCACUUGACUGGAACUUUUCACCUGAUUGAUUUCUGCCUCCACCAUGACUGAGAUCACCACAGAAGGAAAUGCAUCUACAACCACAACUGUGAUAGACAACAAAAAUGGGUCUCUGCCCAAGUCCCCUGGAAAGGUGCUGAAGAGGACUGUCACCGAAGACAUCGUGACCACCUUCAGCUCCCCUGCAGCCUGGCUUCUGGUCAUCGCUCUGAUAAUCACAUGGUCAGCUGUGGCAAUUGUCAUGUUUGACUUAGUGGAUUACAAAAACUUUUCAGCAAGCUCAAUUGCCAAGAUUGGUUCAGAUCCUCUAAAAUUCGUAAAUGAUGUUGUUGAUGAAACGACUGACUGGAUCUAUGGCUUUUUUGCUUUGCUGUCUGACAUCAUCUCAUCUGAAGGCGAUGAAGAAGAUGAGGAUGCAGAUGAGGACAUUGAUAAAGGAGAAAUAGAAGAACCUCCCUUAAAAAGAAAAGAAAUGCACAAAGAAAAGGCUGAAAAGCAGGAGAAACCUGAGAAGAAAAUGCAGACUAAAGUUUCACCCAGAGAAAAGGAAAAAGGAAAAGAAAAAAUGAAAGACAGAGAAAAACCUGAGAAGAAAGCAACCCACAAGGAGAAACUUGAGAAAAAAGAAAAAGAGAGAAAGACAAUGGCAAAAGAGGACAAGAAAGUUAAGACUAAGGAAAAGACCGAAGAAAAGACGAAGAAGGAAGUGAAAGUUGGGAAACCAGAGAAAGGGAAGCCAGCAGCUGCCAAAGUAAAAGAAGCUCCUCCCAAAUCCCCACCAAAGGACAGGGAGAGGGAUGACAAAGAGACCGCAGCUGUGCCUGGGCAUGAACAGAAAGGUAAACAUUCCGAGGAGGCUGCAGCUGAAGGUUCUAAGAGAAUCUUGGGCAAGAAGCAGAUGCAGUCAAGUUAAAAGCU
Messenger RNA from Microtus ochrogaster (prairie vole), 1132 nucleotides. RefSeq names its product triadin (gene Trdn). Gene Ontology annotation, molecular function: signaling receptor binding. The coding region runs from base 258 to 1127 and encodes 289 amino acids. The record is from RefSeq and is a predicted model, not a curated record. Lineage: Eukaryota; Metazoa; Chordata; Mammalia; Rodentia; Cricetidae. The transcript has 8 exons. Gene Ontology annotation, biological process: regulation of release of sequestered calcium ion into cytosol by sarcoplasmic reticulum; regulation of cardiac muscle cell membrane potential; heart contraction. Gene Ontology annotation, cellular component: junctional sarcoplasmic reticulum membrane; sarcoplasmic reticulum; plasma membrane.